Messenger RNA from Morus notabilis, 774 nucleotides. RefSeq names its product putative F-box/LRR-repeat protein At5g54820. The record is from RefSeq and is a predicted model, not a curated record. The transcript has 2 exons. The coding region runs from base 1 to 774 and encodes 257 amino acids. Lineage: Eukaryota; Viridiplantae; Streptophyta; Magnoliopsida; Rosales; Moraceae.
AUGUGGGACGAAAAUAGUGAUAAUGAUGAAGGCUUUUUUGUCAGUGAUGAAUAUUUCACGAAGUUUGAUUUGCCCUUGAGUAUUUAUGGCCUCAAAACUCUUGAAGCUCUGAAGUUGUUCUCUUGCAAUUUUGACGCCUCUAUGUUCAAGAGUUUUGGUUCUCUAAGGCAUCUUUCUUUGGGGCGGAUCGAGUUGUCGUCAUCUUCGCUUAAGGCUUUAGUCGAAAACUGCGCGGUUUUGGAGAGUUUGAGCCUCAAGAGGUGUUGGAACACAGGGGUUAUUGAGAUCAAAGGGGCGAGUUUGAGGCUUGAGAGUUUGAGCAUAGAUAAGUGCCAUGUCAUUCACAGUUGGAUAACGAUUGAGGCGCCUAAUUUAAGGUUUUUCAAGUAUUGUGGCGAAUUUUGCACUUUCGAACUUAAUUCGACCGGGCGGAUCGACGAGGUUGUUCUUGAUUUCGGGCUUCAGUCGGAAUUCGGAGAAGUUGGUCCUCUUCUUUCCGAGCUGUUUCGCGAUUUUUAUGCUGCCAAGGUUUUGACAGUUUGUAGUUUUAUCCUUCAGGCCAUUCCCACAAGUGAAGAACCUUUGGGAUUGAAGCCUUGUUUGCAUGUCAAACACUUGAUCUUGAAGACUGCAAUGCAUGAAAAUGAACUUUAUGGGGUCAGAUUUUUCCUCAAUAGUUGCCCAUAUUUGGAGACUCUUACUAUUGAUAUUGACCCUGCUAAGAGAAUUUUCGAGGUGAGUAUACAAAAUCUCAUUAACUUUUUGCUUAAUUAA